UAGUCGGGAUGUGUGCGGCGCCCCCGCUCGACGCCCAUUCAAUCCCUGUUCAUUCACUCCGGCUCACAGCGAUCGCGUCGUCCGGUCGCGUGGGUGGCUCGUUGGAGGUCGUUUUCGAACGCGGUCUCUACUUUCGCGCGCGAAUUCCAUUCCGGAAAUGACUUUUGUUUUUUAACUUAUUUCGUGAUGCUGCCGGGAUUUUUUUAAAAAUUAGUGUUAUUUCUUUUUCACAAUGGGUGAGCAAACCUUUUCGAUACCAGAUGACCAUUUGGAACAGCAUAUCGUUACGUUGUUUGAAAAGUUGGAGUGUUUACGUAGUAAUGCGAACACGAAUGACGCGGCGUUGCCAGGACGGGUGCCGGCUAGGAUGGAAGUGAGGACCUUGUCUUUGUGGAAGGCAGUGGUGGCGGAGUGCGCGGCUUCGUUCCUGUACGUGUUCAUAGUGUGCGGCGCGGCUGGCGGCGCCGGCGUCGGCGCCUCUGCCUCAGCUGUGUCUUUGGCCACCGCUCUAGCUUCGGGCUGUGCCAUCGCAACUUUGACAUUGUGCUUUGCCAAUAUUUCUGGAGCACACGUGAGUCCAGGGGUGUCGGUGGCGCUAUGCGUCCGCCGACGCGUGUCCCCGCUGCGUGCGGCGCUGUACGUUGCGGCGCAGUGCGGCGGCGCCAUAGCGGGCGCGGCCGCUGUCUAUGGGGUGAGCGUGCCGGGCUACGCCGGCAGCCUGUCGGCGGCGCUGCCCGGCGCGGGCGCGGCGGCGUGGGAGCGGCUGGGCGCCGAGCUGGUGCUGUCGGCGCUGGUCACCGCCGCCUAUUUCGCGGCCAUGCGGCGCCGCUGGACCGGCGCGGCGCCCGCCCUUCUCGGCGCCGCCUACACUGCUGCCAGCCUCGUCUCUAUGCCCUCGCUGAACCCCGCGCGCUCGCUGGGCCCGUCGUUCGUGCUGUCGCGCUGGGACAGCCACUGGGUGUGCUGGGUGGGCGGCGUGGGCGGCGGCGUCGCCAGCGCGCUCCUGCACGAAUGGGGCUCGCGGAGGCCUCGUACCGGCGCCGGAUCGCGCGCGUCGUCGCCGCGGGACCUCGACGAGCUGGACAAGCCGGCUUUCCCGCACCACUACCGGCACGCGGCCACGUACUGCGCGGCGGCGGCGCCACGCCCUGACACCGCGGAGCCGCUGUACUCCGGCACCAAGUCGCUGUACUGCCGCUCGCCGCCGCCCGCGCGCCACCCGCUGCACAGGUCAGCCGACGGCCCGGCAUGCUGCACGUCCCAAUCAGUGUAUAGUAAAGGCAGCGCGGCGACGGCGGCGACUGCGGCGACGGCGACGGCGGGCGCGCUGGCGCCGGCGCAGUCGCUGCUGCUGCGGCCGCAUGCGCACGCGCACCUCGCGCACAACCAGAACGCGCACAACGCGCAGCGCGACCCUGCCUACGGCGCGCGCCCAGGGCCCGCUGGUGCAGCAGUGUCGGAGCGGCGAGAGUCGGUAUACAGCUCGGGCGCGGGCAGCGCCAGUAUGGGCGCCGGCGUGGGCACUGGCUUGGGCACUGGCUUGGGCGCAGGGGCACGGCGCGGCGCCCUGCCGUCCGACGACAGCGCCUACGGCAGCGGCACCUACCGACCCUACCGACCACACCCCCACACGCCGCCCGAACAUUACUAGCGACGCGCCUCGCAGCACAACAUUGCGCUGCUCUUCGACGUCUAAACUCGUCGACAUCGAAACUAAUUAGUGCACAUCCCGAAUGUGAUCGGAACUCCUUCGAGCUCAUUUGUCAAACGAAACCUACGGAGGGACCGUACUCGACGCUAGUGACGUUUAUAAAUGCCAAAGUGUCUGACUAUUAAAGUGCACGCAGAUAGACUAAUGCCCGUAUUCACAAACGAUGCUUGCUUUAGUGAAGCAGCAAAUCGAACGCACAGCGUUGAAUAGAGCU
This is a messenger RNA of Ostrinia furnacalis (Asian corn borer), 1925 nucleotides long. RefSeq names its product MIP channel family protein big brain (gene bib). The record is from RefSeq and is a predicted model, not a curated record. The coding region runs from base 233 to 1651 and encodes 472 amino acids. Gene Ontology annotation, molecular function: water channel activity. Gene Ontology annotation, biological process: water transport; transmembrane transport. The transcript is spliced from 6 exons. Gene Ontology annotation, cellular component: plasma membrane. NCBI's taxonomy places the organism in Eukaryota, Metazoa, Arthropoda, Insecta, Lepidoptera, Crambidae.